Molecule: messenger RNA, 853 nt
Organism: Notodromas monacha
Lineage: Eukaryota; Metazoa; Arthropoda; Ostracoda; Podocopida; Cyprididae
Source: the annotation of a GenBank genome assembly
AGGCAAUAGUGAGUUGUGAUUCGUGUGCUCAGUUUUAAACUGUCGGAUAAUCAUGCCUCCGAAGAUCGAUCCGACUGAAGUUAAAAUCGUCUAUCUCCGAGCCACCGGAGGAGAAGUGGGAGCAACUGCAACUCUCGCCCCGAAAAUCGGUCCAUUGGGUCUGUCGCCAAAGAAAGUCGGUGAGGAUAUCGCGAAAGCAACCCAGGAAUGGAAAGGCUUGCGAAUCACCGUGAAGCUGACGAUCCAGAAUCGCCAGGCCGCCGUUUCCAUAGUACCUUCAGCAUCUUCGUUGAUCCUUCGUGCCCUGAAGGAGCCGCCUCGUGAUCGGAAGAAAGUGAAGAACAUCAAGCACAGCGGGAACCUGUCUUUCGAAGAUAUUAUCAGCAUCGCUCGAGAGAUGCGAGAAAGAAGCAUGGCACGGAAGCUGUCCGGCACUUGCAAGGAAAUCCUCGGAACUUGCCAGUCCGUUGGAUGUACGGUGGAUGGGAAACCUCCGCAUGACGUAAUAGACGCCAUUAACGCAGACGAAAUGGAUGUUCCGGAAGAGUGAUGAUGGUGAGUUUAAUGGGCUUCGAAGGCUUCUCUUUGAACUCAGGAUAAACGUUAGUAAAAACGAGAAGCCUUCGGAGUUUCGGUUGGGGUUGGCCUCCCAUCCAGGAUAUGGCGAAAUCGCAGUUGCGAUUCCGUUAUAUCUUUAUCAGUAGGCUCAAGUCAUCCGGCCACCGAGGGGAGAACCUCGAUAAAAAGUCAUGAAUUCAACGUUGAUGAAGCUUAGUAAAACAGCGUUUUCAUUUUUGCUUCUUUCAGAAACGUCACUUGACUUUCGAGACCGAAAUACAUCUGGGAAAGUGUG